Messenger RNA from Diabrotica virgifera virgifera (western corn rootworm), 2385 nucleotides. RefSeq names its product spermine oxidase-like. NCBI's taxonomy places the organism in Eukaryota, Metazoa, Arthropoda, Insecta, Coleoptera, Chrysomelidae. The record is from RefSeq and is a predicted model, not a curated record. The transcript is spliced from 4 exons. Gene Ontology annotation, molecular function: polyamine oxidase activity. Bases 35 to 1627 code for a protein of 530 amino acids.
AACUAAAAACACAUUGUUAGUACGAGUAGUCAAAAUGAAGUUGUUAAUAACAACUAUUUUCGUUGUAUGUACCACGAUAACCUUUGUCGCCUGCCAAGAACAAUUCAAAGUGAUUAUCGUUGGAGCUGGACCUUCUGGCAUUGCGACUGCUAGCAAAUUGCUAGAAAAUGGAAUCAACAAUAUUUUGAUUCUAGAAGCCGAAAAUCGGGUGGGUGGAAGAAUCAACACACAAAACUGGAAUGGCAGAAAUAUUGACUUGGGUGCCGAAUGGUGCCAUGGAGAAAAGAAUAAUAUCGUAUGGGAAACGCUACAAGAAAAAGGACUAUUAGGACUCUUAGAACACGAUGAAAUGCCUGAAGAAAUAUUUUUGUCUUCUAGAAAAAAGAUAAGUAAGGAAUUUUCAAAGGAACUUUUUGGUCUUCUUGACAUUUAUUUGGAUUUGGAUGAAAAUAAUAUUCCGAAAAAUGUUAGUUUGGGGGAGGUGAUGGUUAAAAGAUUUAAUCAGGAAAUUUACAGAAAAUUUGGCAACGACAAAGAAAAAUAUAAUAUUGCCAAAAAUGCCAUAGAAUGGAUGGAAAAUAUGAUUUUGUGUCUUGAAGCUGCCUUUACAUGGGAUGAUGUAGGCACUGUCAGUGACUACGAAGAUGCAGGAGGAUAUUUAAAUUGGGGAUGGGGAAAUCACGGAUACAAAAUAUUCCUAGAUAUUUUAACAAAAAAAUAUCCAAAUCCCAAGGAGCAGCUUCCCAUCGAUAACAAAAUUUUGUUAAAUAAAGAGGUCAAAAAGAUCAUAACAAGGGAGAAUGGUAACAAAAUUUUAUGUACUGACGGCACUUCAUAUAAUGCUCAACAUGUUGUGUUUACACCAUCCUUGGGAGUACUUAAGCAUGACGCGAAAUCCUUAUUUGAUCCGCAACUGCCAGCAAAAAAAUUAAACGCCAUUGAAAGAAUAGGAUUUGGUGCUGUGAUGAAGGUGUUUGUUAAGUACGAUAGCCACUGGUGGGGGGAUUUACCUGGUAUGAACUUUAUUUGGACUGAAGAAGAUCGGAAAGCUGUGACAAACAAAUUUUCACAAGAGCCCCUAAAUUAUAAAGGGCAAUCUUGGAUCGUAGAAAUUUCUAAUGCAAUUUCGUUACCGCAUUCCAAUAUUUUUCUUGUAUGGUUUACUGGAGAAAUACUACCAAGUAUAGAGAACAUGGAUGAUGCCACCUUACAAAAGGGAAUUGAAUUUACAUUCAAUAAAUUUUUUGGACAUAUGUUUUAUGUUCCUAAACCACAAAAUAUAUUGAAAACCACCUGGUACACAAAUCCACACUUUAGAGGCACCUAUUCCUUUGCUUCAGUGAACUCAACUGGACAUGAGGUCGAAGUUCUUCAACAACCUAUUUCUGAUUUUUUGGGCGUGCCUCUUUUACAGUUUGCUGGUGAAGCAACCAACCCAACACACCACUCUACCGUCCAUGGUGCUGUUGAAUCCGGAUUUAGAGAAGCAAAUAGAAUAAUUGAGCUUUAUAAUAAAACUUGUAACCUCGGAGACCUUUUUUGGAUGGCGCUCGAAAGGUCACCAAGGGAGACGCUGCAAAUGGCAGCCAGAUGGUUGAAGCAGAGAGAGCCAUGUGUUCGAAACUAGUUUUUGAAAGGGGGAAUGGGUCCAGCAGAAGAUAUAAGUAAAGAUAAGACAAUAUAAGGUAGACUAGAAAAGAGAGAGAAAUAGAUAAAAAGAUAGUUGGUAAAAUUACCAUAGAUAAGUAAAGAUAGAAAAAGGGCACCACUUAACUUUUUGGGGUUACAAAGGGAAAAUUAAGAAACCUUAGAAACGCAAACAUGCAAGGAAAGAUAAUUAGGUUCUGCGACCAAAUACAAAAAAGAUAGGAACGGUUAAUUAUUAAAAAUAAAUGUUGCCAACACACUACAUAAACACAUUAUAAUAAAUAUAUUCGGUGGAAUUCGUCCACUUACUUACCUACAAAAUAUAUUCAGCUGAUCUUUCUCCUGGUCGAAGAUAUAGUGAUAGAUUAUGCUAAUCUUAGCAAAUAUUCAGAGAUAAUAUUUUAUCAGGGAACUUAAUAAUAUUAGGAGUAGAUAAAUAAAAUUCGGUAAUAAACAAAAAAAUAAUAUAUUCAACAAAUGAUUCACCAGAAGGAUGAACCCAAAAACAAGAAAUGAACAGUAAACUUCAACCAAAAGGUUGAAUACAUACACAAAUAAAAAAUUGCACCAACAAUUAUUAAUGUGUAGUUGUAUACAUGUGGAAAUAAACAAGAUGAUAAAAGAAAUGCCUUUACAUAUAUCAUAUUAUAGUAAAAUCAUGCACAAAUAAAUGAUCAAUAAAGAAAGGCUGGUAAUAUGUAUAAGUUAAAAAAAUUCAAUAAAGCAUAUAAAAAAUUA